GGAAGUGCUAAGGAAUGACAAUUUGACAACCGAAACUUAAUUUUAACACUUCCCUCUCUCUUUCACCCACAUUACUCUGACCUUUUUCUUUUGCAAGAAUACUCGUUCCCAUCUUCUAUUCCUUCCCUUCGCUGCAUUGCUUCGGAUUUGCCGCAAAGAGGAGCUUGAUUUUAUAUUCCCCCCCUUCUUAUUCUUUCACUCUGGCUAGAAUUAGGAAGCACGCUGGAUUUGGGCUUUUGCUUACGAAGAUCUCGACCACUUAUGUCGCUGAAGUGACGUCUUGAAGCGAGUUUCAGAGAUCUAGCAGAACCUUGCAGAUCUUUGCAAUUCUAGAGGUUUCUUCGACUGGGCGUAGUUUGGUCAAUAAUGAGUUGGAGAUACAGGGCUGGUUUGUUCCUUAUAGCCGCCGUCGUUCUGAUCUGGGUCACCUCGGCUGAAGUCACUCAGGAUAUUUUUACAGAUUAUAAACAACCAUUUGCAGUGACAUAUCUGGGAGCUUCUCUCAUGAUAGUUUACCUACCACUAGCAUUCAUUAAGGAUUGGCUGUGUAAUCUACUUAAACACCACUCCUCUAAAACUGGUAAAAACGCAGAAAGCAUGGAUAAGCCUUCUUCUGGGCUCAGCUCGCCUCUCAAAGGCAAUGGAGUGCAGAAAAACAUUGAACUGCAAAUUUUAAAAGAUAGCGAUUUAGACCUUUCAGCUCUUGCAGAAGGAAAGCCAUUGGCAGCUAGACACAGUGAUAAGCAUGUGCUAAAGGCAGAGAAAGAACUUACUUCUUGGGAAAUUGCUAGUUAUGGUUUUUUCAUUGCCCCUAUCUGGUUUUUGACAGAGUAUCUAUCAAAUGCUGCCCUUGCACGUACAAGCGUUGCGAGUACAACAGUAUUAUCAUCUACUUCAGGGCUUUUCACUCUUUUCAUUGGUGCAUCUAUGGGACAAGACUCUUUAAAUGUUGCCAAAGUAGCUGCUGUGUUUGUCAGUAUGGCUGGGGUUGUCAUGACAACUAUGGGGAAAACUUGGGCUGCAGAUGAGUCACAAUACAGUGCUCACAAUGACAAACGCUCUCUGGUUGGAGAUCUUUUUGGCCUUCUCUCAGCCAUGGCAUAUGGUCUCUUUACUGUUCUUCUGAAAAAAUUUUCUGGUGAAGAGGGAGAAAGGGUUGACGUGCAAAAGCUAUUUGGAUACAUCGGAUUGUUUACACUUGUUGCCCUGUGGUGGCUUAUCUGGCCACUGACGGCCUUAGGAAUAGAACCUAAAUUUACGAUUCCCCACUCUGCAAAAUUGGAAGAAGUGGUUCUCGCUAAUGGAUUUGUUGGAAGCGUACUCUCAGACUAUCUCUGGGCACUCAGCGUUGUAUGGACAACCCCACUUGUGGCCACCUUGGGCAUGUCACUGACCAUUCCUCUUGCCAUGGUGGCUGACAUGGUCAUCCAUGGUCGGCAUUAUUCAGCAAUAUAUGUACUUGGCUCAGCUCAGGUGUUUGCCGGGUUUGUGAUAGCUAAUCUUUCAGGCUGGUUCACAAAGAAGUUGGGAUUGUAGCAUUUUGUGCCUAACCAUGUCAUGAUCUCUCUUAAACAUUAUUCUUUUACUGGGCGGUUCACUGUCCUGGUCGGGUGCUGUGCCACAAAUGCCUCGAUCCUGGUUUGGCAUCCUUAUGAAAGAAAUAAAAAGAAGAGGACAAGAGGGUGUAUAUUUCAUACUGUAUUCGUUGGCUGUGCAUAUAAUUCUAGAGUGAGGAUGUAUUUGCUGUGACUUAUGUGAACAUGGUUAGGUCACGCUGUCAGCAACUGUUUAUCAUUUUUACAUAAUUCAUGAACUUCAAUUUUACGUUUUA
Prosopis cineraria is the source of this 1831-nucleotide messenger RNA. RefSeq lists its product as uncharacterized. Gene Ontology annotation, biological process: regulation of peptide transport. The coding region runs from base 367 to 1536 and encodes 389 amino acids. Lineage: Eukaryota; Viridiplantae; Streptophyta; Magnoliopsida; Fabales; Fabaceae. The record is from RefSeq and is a predicted model, not a curated record. The transcript is spliced from 8 exons.